AUGCGAGCCUAUUGGAUGCCUUCGGCCACGCCUGACGCGCCCAAGAAAGUCGAUCCCCCUCCCACUGACACCACGUGUCCAGAAGGCUGCGGGAAGCUUCGUCUCAAGGACCUUUUCCCAAUUGUUUUCACGCCGCUGCCGCCGCCGGACCAGCCGCUUGGCUUCGGCGGAGGCUCGGGCAGAGCCGUGGAGGGGGGUGGUGCUGCUGGGAGUGGGAAAGGGGGGGAGAGGAGGGGGUUGGUGGAGCUGGCAUGUGGAGGGACGGGGUAUGCGGGGCAUGGGGAUGGGCUGGUGGCGAAGGCGUUCAAGCCGCUGGGGAGUGGGCCUGCUGCUGCUCCUCCUAUCAAACCCACACGGCUGCUCUGA
Messenger RNA from Closterium sp. Naga37s-1, 366 nucleotides. Lineage: Eukaryota; Viridiplantae; Streptophyta; Zygnematophyceae; Desmidiales; Closteriaceae. The record is from the annotation of a GenBank genome assembly.